AUGGUCCGUCCCUUCCCGUCCCCCCCCCCCCCAGUCCUAUCCAGCUCCUCUUGAGCCCCUCCCUUUGAAGCCGUCCUUCUCCAACUGACUCGACCCCGUAUUCGCGCCCCCCCACCCCCCUCACAGCCCGCCAUCAACUACGAAGAAGACACCGAAUUCAACGAAGCCUUGCGCAAACACGGCAUAAUACCCCCCAAAGCCACCGACGGCACAAGCUACCGUUCCCCCUCCCCCCCACCCGCUCCCACGUCCCCCUCCCUCUCCGACGUCGACGACCUCGAUGAGCUCGAUGUCGAUCGCGACGAUUCCCUUUCCCGCGACGUGGUCGAAAAGUAUAGGGCCGAGAGGAUGGCCAAGAUGAAAGUGGCGGAGCAGAGGAGAAAGUUCGGCAGGGUCUAUCCAAUUGGCAAGGUCGAUUAUACGAGGGAGGUGACCGAGGCGAGUAAGGCGAUCAUCGAGGGGGAACCGGAAGGCUAUGGCACGGGGGUGGUGUGUGUGCUCUACAAAGAUUUGUGAGUUUCGUGGCGGGGCGCAGGCACGCUUAUGCUCGGGCAUGACCUCAACAUUGUUUCGCGACCCGCAGCCUACCAGCAUGCAAGAUCCUCCUCCCCCUGCUGGACCAACUGUCCCUGCUGUAUCCUUCCUCCAAAUUCGUCAAGAUCGUUUCGGACCAUUGCAUCGAGAACUACCCCGACAAGAACUGCCCGACCAUGAUCGUCUAUCGUAACGGCCAGAUGAUGGGGCAGAUCGUCGGCCUCGGAGCGAUGGGGAAUGAGAAAUGCAAACUCGUUGGUGAGGGAUCAGCCUCAACCGCAAUCGCAAUCGAGCACCUGACCUACUUGUGGGGAUCUAAUCCGCGCAAAAUUGUUCGCCUCACAGAUGUCGAAAGGAUCUUGUUCGCGUUCCGAGGCAUCGACUUUCACCUCAAGAUCGGCAACGAAGCCCGCGGAUCGCAAUUCUCAUCCAAGACCUCUUCCGCCGCCGCACCCUUGGAGAAGAAGACCGCCAACACUUCCUCGAACAAGUCGAGAACAGGGAGGGAUGAGGUCGGAUCGGAUGACGACGGGGAAGCGGACGAAGGCUCGGAUGAGGAUGAUCAGACUUUUGUGGGCGGGGGGAGGAGAAGUGGCAUUCGGAAUGGCACGAGGGGGAGGAAGAAGGGCGAGAAGAGCGAUGAUGACGACGACUUUGAUAUUUAG
Microbotryum saponariae is the source of this 1199-nucleotide messenger RNA. NCBI's taxonomy places the organism in Eukaryota, Fungi, Basidiomycota, Microbotryomycetes, Microbotryales, Microbotryaceae. The record is from the annotation of a GenBank genome assembly.